Xiphophorus hellerii (green swordtail) is the source of this 5053-nucleotide messenger RNA. Its product is annotated as sialidase-4-like. Gene Ontology annotation, biological process: ganglioside catabolic process; oligosaccharide catabolic process. The transcript has 3 exons. Lineage: Eukaryota; Metazoa; Chordata; Actinopteri; Cyprinodontiformes; Poeciliidae. Gene Ontology annotation, cellular component: membrane; cytoplasm; intracellular membrane-bounded organelle. Gene Ontology annotation, molecular function: exo-alpha-sialidase activity. The record is from RefSeq and is a predicted model, not a curated record. The coding region runs from base 1358 to 2527 and encodes 389 amino acids.
AGUCCAGUCAAGCUAAAUAAAAUCUACUCAAAGCGGCAAAUGUUACAGAAACGUUUGAAGAAAAAAAAAUAGUAGGAACACACAGAUUAAAAAAUUUAGGCCAAUGUUGACGUCCGAUAUUUUUCCAUUGUUGGAAAUUCCUCCUAACUUUAUAGUUCACUCUGAAAUCAUCUGAACCUGAUAUGAGCGUUUAUAUCAGGUGAAUAAAUAGACCCUUGGUGAAACAACUAUCAUAAUCACUGAGUAUGAAGUCAAUAAUCACCUCAUCAGCAAUAAAUACAAACUACAAUUAAACGAUAAAACAGAAUCAAAUAUAGAGGCAAUAAAAAUUAUAAAAACUAACAACCUUUCUUUGUAUUUUACUGAAAUAGGACACAACGAGAAGAAAAGUUGAAAUGAAAUCAAUAAAUAGAUCAAAAUAGAUCAAUAAAUUUGUAUCUAUUUUCUAUAGAUCAAAAUUUUCUAUAGAAAAUAGAUCAAAAUUGGAGGUGUUACUUUUUGAGAUUUGUUUAACCAUCUUAAUGUUGUCAGGACACAUUACCGAUUCUACAGAUCAUGUCUGGUUAUGGCUGGUAGAAUGUAGUAAUUCUUUUCACAGAUCAGAUCUAAAAUAUUCAGAGGGAAAUGCAACUUGAAGUGCUCAAACUCAUAAGUGCAAUGCUACUUGACAUGCUAUUGGUGGAGCCAAUCCAGGGAUGCCAUUUUGUUUCCCUUGGUGCUGAUUGGCAGAACCCCCGAGAGCAGAGACAUGGAGGACUGCACACGUUAGCGUCUGUGGUACUGCUAAGAUUAUUUUCCAUUGUGCGUAUUAUCACAUACUGAGGUAAAUUUGGUGCUGGAACUACUAAAAUAGACAGAAGUGUUUUUAGAUUUUAGAUAAAUGCUGGAGUCCACAAGCCCUGCGAAGGGAUCCACUGUAUGUGAUGGAAGACUAAAAAUAAGUUAAUAAAGACAAACUACAGUAGUUCGUCCUAAGAUUGCGAGCCGUAGUGUAGCAGAGAGCAGGGGGAAGGAGGUGAGUCUGUAGAGGUCACCCAAUGAGGGAGCAGAGCCCACCUGGAUGUGGGGUACAAACAAAUAUUUCCACAGGAGCCUGCAGAUGAACCGAGCGGACGGUUUGCGUUUCACACUGAACAAACACGACGAAGACACCGCCUAACUGAUUGGUUUGGGUUCAAAUGACAAUCAUUAACUCUGCUCUUUUUUAAUCAUAAUUAGAAAUGGACCAGAUAAAAAAUAUGAUAACACAAACAUGGAGCAAUAAAACAGCAGACUAUAAUAAGGCGCCACCCUUCUACAUUCAUCAUAUCCUCCAGGCUUCCUCUGGGCAGUGAUUCACUGCAGUUGAUGAUAAACUAUGGAAAAGAAGGCCUUGCUUACCUCCGGACAGCAGAGUACCGUCUUUCUUUCCGACAAAGAGGAGGUGUACAGGAUUCCUGCUCUGCACUAUGACCAAGACCAAAAGAUUCUGCUGGCCUUUGCAGAGAAGCGGAGAACCUCAAACGACGCCAGCGCAGAGGUGCUGGUCAUGAAAACGGGAGCGCUGGUCAAAGACGAAGCCACUCUUGAAAUAAGUGUUAAGUGGUCAGUGUCCAGAAACGUGGUGGAGAAGGUCCAUCUUGGUGGAUUUCGCCCCAUGAAUCCGUGCCCAGUCUACGAAAAGACAACCAAGACACUCUUUCUGUUUUUCAUCUGUGUCGAAGGCAACGUUUCAGAACCAUGGCAGAGGUUCUGGGGCGUCAACAAGGCCCGUCUCUGCUACAUGACGACCAGAGACGCCGGUGAGACCUGGAGCUCGGUCACUGACUUGACAGUAAAUUUUCCUCAGACCAAACAGUGGGCAACGUUUGCCGUUGGUCCGGGUCACGGCCUCCAAACAGAAAGCGGUAGACUGAUCGUUCCGGCCUACGCUUAUGUCUCUCGCUUCCCCUCGUGCUUCUGCGUGUCGUGUUUUUUCGCCGUCUCGCGCGCGUUCUGCUUCUACAGUGACGACAACGGCGCCACGUGGCAGCUGGGCAACACGCUCGACGACAAAUCGGUCGAAUGCGAAAUGGCCGAGGUUUCGGACGGCAAAGGCACCAGGUACGUCUACUGCAAUGCCCGCAAUGAGGGAGGCUACCGAGUGGAGGCGGUCAGCGACAACGGGGGAGAGGAUUUCAUCACCCUCCCUCCUGCUGAGAAGCUCGCGGAAACAGGCGGAGGAUGUCAGGGGAGCGUGGUCUCCUUUCCAGCUCAACCUGGAGGGUCUGGUGCAAAUCAGGAGCCACCGUGGCUGCUUUACUCCCAUCCGACCAGUCAGUCCACAAGAGUGGACCUAGGGGUGUAUCUGAACAAAUCCCCGCUGGAUUCAAGUGCGUGGAGCAACCCCUGGAUCCUUAACGAGGGUCCCAGUGGUUACUCUGACCUGGCUUACCUUGAAGGCGGCUGGUUUGCAUGUCUGAUGGAGCGUGGAGAAGCGUCUGAAAUUGAACAGAUAGCAUGCAAUGUCUUCAGCUAUAUUCAAGUAAAAAAAGGUAUUGAAAACUAAUGUUUUCAAUUGAAAACUAAUGUUUUCAAUACCUCACUCCUUGAAGGGAUUAACAUAAGCCUAGCUACAACGUCAUUAAAUCAUUUGCUGAUGACACGAAGAAAUACUCUGAUUACAUUACUCUGCUAGCAUUUUUAGAUGCUUUGCCAAUUAAUUGAUGGAGGUGAAAAUCUUUUUCUUGUUUGAUAUUCAUCUGACAUUUUCUAUACUUCCAACUGAUUGUCAACUACAGGCAGACAGAUAAAUCAACGUGUCAAUUACCAGUGAAAUAACUUGUUAUAAAACAACACAAGUAUUUUACUCAUUAUGUUUUAACCCUAAAAUCAAACCCGAUCUUUGCUCAGCAUAAGGAGUUUUCCUCCAGGGACUUUUUGUUGACACACUGGGAUUUUAGUGAUCUCUUCAAAUUGAGAAGCUGUUUGUCUUGAUUCUUUGUCUAUUGGAAAAAACCCACUGAUCCCAGGAAUAAUCCCGUUUCACUCUGGGUCCAUGUUGAACACACAAAUUCUAAAGUCAAAAAUGAACCAUUUCUGCCUUUAGAUGCUGGUGCAGACAGAUUAAUAUGCUAUAAUCCUAACAGACUAAAACAGAAAAAGAAAAAGAAAAAAUGGCUGGACAGCAUCCUAUUACUUCAGAAACAUAACUCAUAGACACAAUGAGAUCUUUUGACUACAGCUGAACUAUUACUGAUAACUAUUCAGAAUCUCACUUAGGAAAAUAUGAGGUAACAGAUUUAAAUGGUGUUUUUCACAUGUAUUGUUUUACAUCGAUGAUCAGUGGGAGAAAAGGGUUAGAGGUGUGAUUAUGUUUCAAAUGUGUCGGGUUUCCUGGGGGUUUUUAGGUAUAUUUUUGGUCAUCUGUUGAACUUUUACCUUCGAUCAAACUUUGAUGUGAAAAUAAAUAUCCAAAUAUGAUGUAUUCGAGCAUUUAAGUGACAUUUAACUGAUGAAUAAAGUGUUAUUUUUCUUUCUACUAGUUUUUUCAUCGUUCUUUAAUUCAGGGUAGCUUGUGGUGUAGAGGUCUGAGGUUCCAAUCCCAACCUCGGGAGCUUUGCUGCAUGUUUCCCCCCCUUUUCUGUCUGAUAACGUUGAAUAAAGGCCACUAGCGCCAACAAAUCUUUAAAAAGUAUUUAGACAGACUUUCAAUAAAGUUAUCCACAUGAAGCACCUCCCAAUCUCAGUUUAUAAAAUAUUUAGGCACCUUGGAAAUAAAAAAAAAGCAAAAUUAUAGACUAGAAUAUUAGGUUUUAUUUUUAUGAGUCCUCUGUCCACAAUGUAUUUCAUAUUUGCAUUGCACUCAUACAAAAUAUAAAAGACUACACCUCAUCAAGGUUUUGUGGUGUAAAGAAAUGACACGCAAUAAAUAAAUAAAAGCUUACAUUUUCCAUCUAUAAUGUGACAUUUAUUCUGAACAGCUCAUUAGCUGUUCAGAAUAAAUUAGAUUUUUUCUAAUAACAGAAAAAAUCUAACCACUUUUGCAACGACCAGGUUGCAAAAGUGUUUUGCACACUCAAACACUUUGCGGAAGAAUCCUUUAAUCCAGUUUUAGUCUCUUUUUUUUUUAAAUUCACACGUCCAUUUAAUAGCUGAGAAUCUGAAUUACUGUCGAUAAAGUAGGACCGUUCGGACUUUUGCCAGAAGGGAAAUUUUGUAGACGUCAUAAAGAAUAAAAAAAGGAUCUCCUUAUAUAAAGGUAUCAGUCAGUUCAAGGCUACAAAAAUGGUCCACAACAAGAAUAUGCCAGUUUUUAGAUUAGUGUUUUUAGUUGAACGAUGGAGGAUAAAUAUCACACAAAAUAGGUUAUUCAUAAUUCAUUUUUUUACACCACAAAAACAUGACAUUUUAACACUGAAUUAGAGGCAAACACUUCAUGUUCCAUUUCAUCUACAACUCUUUUGCUCUUUGCGUGGAUUGCAUCCACUUUUUGAGAGUUGGAACGGUUCCAUCUGUGAUGUGGAAAAACUCCCUCUGUGCUGGAAAAUAUUUAACCUUCACGAGAAGUCUAAUCCUCACACCGCUGCAAGACCGAAAAAAAAAACACAAAAAAAACGGCAGGGGGUUGCUGAUAAACUCGGCUCUGAAAGCGGCUCGAGAUCAGAGCGGGAGUGAGGGAGGGAAGAAUUUCAAUCCUUCUGCACGGCAGGAGAAGGGUCAAGGUCAGGACAAGGUGACGGGCUGAUGAAGAGGCGUGGGAAGAAAAAAGGAAGGAUUAUAGGGAGAGGAAGUAAGUUUUUGCACGACUGUAAAGAAAAGACAAAAGACGAUCGGCGCAAUUCAUUAGUUGAGGUCAACUCUGUGCAAUGUUUAUUGCCAUGUAAUGUCUUCCAACAUUGGAAAUAAAACUUCAUUUCAGAAUAAAUAGAUCUAUUUUUUUUCUACAUUUCUCAGCAUCUUUUCAUAUACAUAGUAUUUACAUUAAUAUAACCCAAACAUAACUGAGGGAACUGAACACAGUGUUUCUGGGCAAAGUAACCCAAUAAAAGCUGUGGUCACAGCUGGAAGCCCGUUUCACAGAUCCAUAAUCACA